Messenger RNA from Orbicella faveolata, 1573 nucleotides. Its product is annotated as coiled-coil domain-containing protein 85C-A-like. NCBI's taxonomy places the organism in Eukaryota, Metazoa, Cnidaria, Anthozoa, Scleractinia, Merulinidae. The record is from RefSeq and is a predicted model, not a curated record.
GAGAAUAGCGGGAGUUUUUAUUCGUGGAAGCUUUCCAGAUGAGAAGGACGAGUCCUUGGGUUUUUGCUUUCUUUCCUUCGAGGAGAGGAAACCAUCCGGCGUUUUCCUGAAAGGUUUCCGCUAUGAGUGCGUUAGACAGGCAGGGAAGAGAAAACUAUCAGAUGAACUAUGUGUCUCGGGAAGAAUACGAGAAGAUGGUGGACAAAGUAAAACAAUGCGAAGCAGAGAAACUCAAAGUAAUGACGGACCAAGGAAAUUUAAUGAAGGAGUUUAACAAGAGAAUGCAGGUUCAUUUGGAAGAAAUUCGUUUACUGAAAGACGUGAAUCAAAAGCUACAGGCGGAUCUGCAAGAACUUAGGGAUUUGACAUGUUAUUUGGAUGACGAUCGCCAAAAAUGCCGAAAACUCGCUCGCGAGUGGCAGAGGUUUGGACGGUACACGGCAUCUGUAAUGCGCAAUGAAGUCGCAAAUUACCAAGAAAAGUUGAAGCUUUUAGAAGAGAAGCAAAGCGAGCUUUCAAAGGACAAUGCUGAGUUGAAGGAGUUGUGUCUCUAUCUUGAUCGAAAGCGCGAAUCAGUCGCGCUCGAAAAUCGCACCGUCUGCAGUAAAUGUUCGCAGCGGGUCUCGAGUAACCAGAGUUUAUAUUCCGCGAAACAGAACAGUACAGCAGAUUUUGUUGACGACCGCAGAAAUUCUUUUUCUGAGAGGCUCGAAGCGAAAUUGACGGACAUACAACAAGUGGGAACCAACAGCGAGACUUUGGUAAAGGACAGCCCUAUAUCCUCUCAAAAGGCUGACGUCGCGAAGAAGAGGGUUUCGUUUACCUUUCCUGGGGAUAUAGAUACGGAUACAGAUAGCAUGAGAAGUGACACCCCACCAAGAAUUUCCAGAACCAAUGGAAUAAAAAAUGGGAGUCAACCUGGAAUCCUGAGAAAUGGAAUGAAACCACUUCCCAAACAGGGGGAACUUCCUUUCCCAUCCCCUCAGCACAUGACACCAGAGGCUGUGGCUCAAGCCAUGAAAGUGCUAGAAAUACACGAGAGGCUAGAACACCCUGAUCAUUCUGCUGACACUGAUGUGCCAGCAGAUAGAUUAGGUAAUAACGAAGUGGAAGUCCUUAAAGAAAUGUGCAAUGUUGUGUGGAGAAAGUUGUCUGAUGAGCCAGAACAAAAUGGACAAAAUGGCACCCAUGGACAUGAAGAACCAGAAAUUCUUGAAGAUUUGUUGUAACCGAUAACUUCUGGAAAAGUACUAUACAGUCCAUUGCUUAAUUAAUUAGAGUAUACUUAGUAAAAGUAACACUUGUGCAAACAAUAAUGAAAAAUUAAUCUAGCACCAAACUUGAUUGCAGCACAAUCAACAAUGAGAACUAAUAUUUUUUUUCUGAUGAAACUCGAGAUAGCUACCUGUUUGUAAAAACUUGCUCGAUUUAGCUUGGAUCGGUUGUAAUAGCAAUUUAGCCCCACCUUCAUGCAAUUGUAUAGAAUUGCAGAACUGAUUGUUACCUUUUCAUUUUUAAAGGUAGAUUAUGAUUAGGUCCUCUUUCGCUUAGUCCAUUGAUCGUGAUGUACAAA